GUCGUCAAGGAAAUAAACAAGGCCUUCUGUUUCACUCUUUCAGACAAAUGUAAGAGUGACGAAUUUCCAAAAUAAUUCAAUGUUUUCCUACAUACUUUUGGGGUUUACUUUUUUGGCUGUUUCGAGGGAAACAUUAGCAGACAAAUGCCUGCUUGUUUACGAUCCUGAUGUCUUACAUGUUAGCGGCCGAUGUUAUUGGACGGUGUCUGGGUUCACGAGUUUCGCCGAUGCACAUAAACACUGUCAAAAUGACGGUGGGAUGCUGGCCGAGAUUCCGGACCAGUCGGCACAGACAGAAAUAAAAAAGUGGCUUGAAAACAACCAGAAUUAUUGGACAAGGAUUUGGAUCGGUGUAAAUGACAUGAAUGAAGAAGGGAAUUUUGAAAACAUGUUAAAUGAAACAGUAAAUUAUACAAACUGGGCAUCGGGUGAACCUAACAAUGCAAUAUCAUUGUAUUGUGGACUUAGGAAUGGUUGUGACUGUGUAAUGAUUAUAUCAGGAAAAUGGUAUGACACACCGUGUUCACUCUUUCUCUCGUACCCUGCCCUCUGUUCACAACGGUACAACAUAACACUUACAACAGAACAGACCUCGAAACCGCUUGUACAUACCUCAACUCUAUCAACAAUAACAACAACAACAACGGAUCUAUCAACAAAAUAUCAGACUAGUGAAAAAAAUACUGACCAUUUAACAACAAAGAAUCACAUAACUGUAUCUCAGACUAGUGAACAAAUCACAUCUAAAUCAACAACAACGGAUCUUACAACAGUAUUUCAGACUUAUGAACAACUUGCUACCCAAUCAACAACAACGGAUCUGUUACCAAUGUCUCAGACUAACGAAGAACUUGCUACCCAAUCAACUACAACGUAUCAAUCAAAAGUAUCUCAGACUAGUGACCAAACUUCUACCCUAUCGUCAACUCAGUUAACAAAUAUGGAUCAUACAACAAUAUCGCAGACCAGUGUACAGACGUUUACUCAACCAGCAACGGAUUCACCAAGUAUACUUCAGACCAGUAUGCAAACUUUUUCCAGGGUACAAAGUACUGUGGGAACGACCUUACACGUUAAUCAACAGCGAGAGUGUAUGUGUCCCUGUUCAAGAAUGAAGAAUCUGGUCAUUAUCAAAAACGAGGCAAAGUUACUAACGAAGAUCAAAAAAAUGAAAAAGGAACUCGCCGUCAAUAAAUCCUCGUUGUCUAGCUCCAUCCGGAAGAAGACUUCCGCCGUAGAUCCGCGGCCGUCCGCCUCCAUCGUCGGUGGUACAAUAAGCGUCGUUAUCAUUGCUACAGUCGUCGGUCUUAUCGUCCUGAGUGAUCUCACUCGGGUUAUUAACUUCUGCUGGAAAACCAUCUCAAAACGUUGGUAUGAAAAAAGAAAAUCAAGAGUGGCGCAGAAAGGAAAGGUUUAGAAAAUGUUUGUUUUAUUUGUUGAAUUAUUAAUACAGCAGUUUGCCUCCGUCUUCUAUCACUUAAUGAGGGUAGGGCUCUGUGUUAUUUGUCUUCUAAUUUGUUUUCGAUGCUGUUGUAAACUAAAUGCCUGACAGCUGUAUAAUAGCACAUUAUAUGUAUGGUGAAUGCUCUGAUUAUGAACAAGUGUUGUUUUUUUUUAAUACCGAUAUGACAAUAUGACAAAUUUUAUCUUUGAUUUUUAUAUAAAGGUUACGGAUACUUAAUGAAUAAAUUAACAUCUCUCUUUUCCCAUAAGAAGACGCAGAAAAUCCAUGUUACACAUGUUAAAGACGUGUUACAAUUUUAAUUAGUGAUUGUAGAUGUCAAUAUUGUUGUUGUUGUGGUUGUACUAGUUUUGUCUCGUAAUUGUUAAUAAUACUAAUGUUGUUUAUAUUAAUAUUAUUUUAGCUUGUAUUCAGGAAAUCUUUAAGGAAGUUACUGUAAGAUGUUUUAUAACUUCACCUCUAAUAUUUUCUUUAUUUUUGCUCAUGUGGUACCUAUGAGGAAUGUCGUCUUUGUUUAGCAUUCUGUAUUAUUACAUUGGAAGCUAUUAGCUUAUACGCUUAUCAUUACUGGUGCAAUGUUGACCGGAGAUUUAUACUGAUGCUUCUUUUGAUGAUUUGAAAUACUUAGAA
This is a messenger RNA of Magallana angulata, 2092 nucleotides long. RefSeq lists its product as uncharacterized. The transcript is spliced from 5 exons. The coding region runs from base 80 to 1417 and encodes 445 amino acids. NCBI's taxonomy places the organism in Eukaryota, Metazoa, Mollusca, Bivalvia, Ostreida, Ostreidae. The record is from RefSeq and is a predicted model, not a curated record.